Molecule: messenger RNA, 5095 nt
Organism: Anopheles stephensi (Asian malaria mosquito)
Lineage: Eukaryota; Metazoa; Arthropoda; Insecta; Diptera; Culicidae
Exons: 14
Coding region: 910-4719 (1269 amino acids)
Biological process (GO): neuron cell-cell adhesion; postsynaptic membrane assembly; presynaptic membrane assembly
Cellular component (GO): synapse; cell surface; postsynaptic membrane
Molecular function (GO): neurexin family protein binding; signaling receptor activity
Source: RefSeq, a predicted model, not a curated record
GCGCUAUCGGACGAUCGAAUGUCAAGCGCUCCGGACUCGGGCGAGCGCAGCAUCCGGCACCAGUUUCGGCUUGGUUGGCUCCGCUGCUGCUUUGAACUCGCAAGGACACGGGUCACGUCGUCGUCUGUGUCGUCCCCGUCGUUGCCUGCCUAGCUGGCUGGCGUAAGCGGUUCCUGUCGAAGUGAACCGUUCGUCCGUUUUGGUCACCCCGUCAUUUGUUGACAGCUUUCCAAUUUCUCAGCCUUCGUCACUACUAUCUGUGCUGUACCUGUUUCGUUUUCCAUUUCCCGUGCGGUACACCUUGACUGUGAGCGAACGUGUGAACGAGUGAGUGAGUGCGCGUCUUGUGAUUUGUGGAAAAAUCUUCUUAACUUGCAGCUUCAAAAUCCGUUGCAGAACGUCCGUAGCGAAAGCGUGCCGUGUACCGUGAAAGGAAUCCAUCCGUUACGCGUGAAAAGCUUGUUGUUGUGUUUGUGUGUGUGAGUGUGUGUGUGAGAGAAGGAAACGGAAUUAAAAGAAAAUUAGCAAAGUGUGAUUCCCGUGGUGGUGUGCAAGUGGUGUGGGAACGUGAAAGCAACCGGGCUGUACAGCCAGAAGCAAGCAGAAAGGAUAUCGAACACAAUUGGAAGGAAUCGGAGCCGUGUAGCAGAAAGGAUUUUCCAGGGUGUAGAAAAGGUUCAUUUCCGGUGUCUAUCGAUUCAAAAGGACAUGGCUGGAUGGUCCUAAACGUGGCAGCAGCAGCAGCAGCAGCUUGGACCGCCUGUCCAGCGCCCGCUUGGAGGGCCUCGGCAAUGGUCUGUGCUGUGGCCACCGUGGGUUGGGAUAGUUCGAGCAGCCACGAGCCCGCUUCCGAAGCAUGCUAGUACCGCAUCCGCUUCCGACUACGGUCCAACAACGAUCGCGUUGCCAAUGAAGGCACUCGGGAGACGCACGGACGGACGGCAACACGAUCGGCAACUGACGGUAGUCUUCCUGCUUCUAACGAUAUGGCUCUCCGGUACGAGCAGAAUGUCACCGUCUGGGGUAGCGGGAACCGGUGCGGCACCCGCUGGCUCACUCAACAACAUCACCUAUAGCAACAGCUUGGUCAAGACAAAGUAUGGACCACUGCGGGGCAUCGUCUUCCGGACGGUACCGGUGGUCGUCGAGGGCUUCCUGGGUGUACCGUACGCGUCACCUCCAAUCGGCAGUUUGAGGUACAUGCCUCCGGUGACGCCGUCUACGUGGAAAUCUCCACGUUUGGUAGAUCGGUUUGCCCCAGUCUGUCCGCAAAAGCUGCCCAAGCUGGACGGUACCGAUGCGGGAGUGCUGGGAGAUCUACCAAUCGAUCGACUGAAGCAACUCCGACGGCUAGUACCGACGCUGGUCAACCAGUCGGAGGACUGUCUAUAUCUCAAUCUGUACGUGCCACACGCAGAUGAUACUGCUCAUCGGCCGGAUCACCUCAAACCAUCAAUUGUAUAUAUCCACGGCGAGUCCUACGAGUGGAACUCCGGCAACCAUUACGAUGGUUCGACGCUUGCAAUGAACGGGAAUGUUAUCGUAGUUACAAUAAAUUUUAGGCUAGGAGUUUUAGGUUUUUUGAAAACUGGUGCUAAGGGAAGUGCUCAAGGCAACUUCGGGCUGAUGGAUCUCGUGGCCGGUCUGCACUGGUUGCGCGAGAACUUGGUCGCGUUCGGGGGCGAUCCGGCAAAGAUUACGCUGAUGGGCCACGGGACGGGUGCGGCCCUCGCCAACAUCCUUGCCGUAUCACCAGUGGCUGGAGAUCUGAUCCACCGUGUGGUGCUGCUAAGCGGUUCCGCACUGUCACCGUGGGCCAUCCAGCGGGAUCCACUGUCCGUGAAGCGCAAAGUAGCCCAACAGACCUCAUGCACGGGCGACGUGGUGAACGAAGAUUUGGCCCCCUGUUUGCGGACCAAGUCACUAGCGGAGCUUAUGAAUAUAUCGUUGAGUAGUCCUAGAUUUUUGCCAGGAUUUGCACCGUUUGUCGACGGAACCGUCAUAACACCGGCCAAGGCGGCCGUUAUUAAUAAUCUUAAAAUACCGACCGACUCCGCGAUCGCCAGUACCAGCGGCAUCGAGUUCAGCAACUUCCACAAGCAGGACGUCCUGUUCGGGCUGACAACGUACGAGUCCUACCUCGAGCUGACGGCCGCGGAUCUCGAGUUCGGCUUCAACGAAACCAAGCGCGACCGCAUCCUGCGCACCUUCGUACGCAACACCUACCGGUUCCAUCUGAACGAGAUCUACUCCGCGCUGAAGAACGAGUACACCAACUGGGAACGUUCACCGAGAAGCGCCUACGGCUAUCGGGAUGCAGUGUUGGAACUGUUGAGUGAUGGGCUGACGGCGGCUCCAUUAGUUCAGCUUAGCCAUCUGCACAGCCUACAGGGUGGACGAUCGUACUUUCUACAAUUUAAGCAUCAGUCUCAUGAGUGGAAAUUCCCCCAGCGGAGUGGGUCCGUUCGCGGCGAGGAUGUGCCUUUUGCAUUAGGAUUCUCACCAUCACCGAUGUUUCCACUCACCCUCACCCGGCUGGACAUGCAGGUCAGCAGCACCGUGAUGCGUUAUCUGUGUAAUUUUGUAAAAACAGGGAACCCGAACGGACUACGGGGUUCACCGCGGAUGGAUGUGUUCGUGAACAGUAACAAUAAGCGUAGCUGGAAUCCGGCAAAGAAACCACACAACGAGACGCUCAUGCGUCAGCUCCUGUCGUCCUUUCGGCAGCAGGAUCCGCUGCAACCACGAAAUCCACUUCCGGCCAUCCCGGGCCAGUCCCUGCUGACGCCGGAGCAGGCAUUGAUGCAACAGCAGCUGCAGCAGUACUACCACAAGGAAGCCAACAACCGCCAGCAGAAACAUUCGCGCCGGAAGCGAACGAGGUAUUCUACCGACUUUCAGCGGUACAAUUCAGGCGAAACGGGUGGCUAUGGAUCGAGCGAGGAGAGCGGGCUUCCAGGCGGAUCGAACGGCAACGAUGGUCAGGACGGUGAUGAGGAUGAUGACGAUCGGCAGGACGGUGGAGAUUCGUCCUCUGGCGGGCGGGGCGAGACUGAACCGAGUUAUUACAGUGUGGACAGUGACUAUGUGUACAGUGGAUUUACGACCAUCAAGUACAAUCUACCAUUCUGGGGACAUUACGACACCACCAAUCAAGUUUUCAUGGAAAUAGGAAGUCAAGUUGUGCCGAAAAGUCACUACCGAGGACAUAAACUUUCGCUCUGGCUUAGCCUGAUUCCACAGCUGCACUCUUCCUUCAAUAUUCCCGAGCUAUCGAUGAGACACCAUCACUUCAGUGAAGAAAAUGCAAUGUUCUACGAUGGACUGGUGCGUGAACAGAUCAUAGAACCACCGCUCAUGCACAUCGGCUUUGUAACGUCGACCACCUCUAAAAUGCAUAAGACGGAAACGAUCGCCUCCACCAUACUGCAAUCCAUCUCGACGGAAUGUCCCCCCAAUAUCACCUUCAUCCAGACGGCUUCGGCAUCCUGGCCACUACACAAUUCCGCGCUUCCCGCCCAUCACGGCGACUCUAACCGUAGUCUGAUUAACCGACUGACGAACAGCUACCAUCGCAGCUACUCGACCGCACUCGCCAUCACGAUCGGUGUCGGGUGCUUUCUGCUCUUUCUCAACGUACUGAUCUUUGUCGCGAUCUACUAUCAGCGCGAAAAGCGCGAAAGCAACUCCCGCAUGAAGAUCAAUCUGCUCGAACUCGAAUCACGGCUGAACGUUGUCGAGUCUUCGUCUGGUGCUGUGGCGGCAGCUGCGGCUGCCGCUGCCGCUGCCUCUGCCGCGUCUAGCGAUGGGCAACAGCUGAAGGAGGAAACGUCUUUCAGUACCACUCAGGCACAAAAGCAGCAAUCCCUGGACACAGAUGAGCAAGUGUCCAUAAAAGGUGCAACGGGACGAGUGGCUUCAAACACCGCCAAUACUACUGCUACGCUCACUAAGGCUGCACAAAGUAGUGGACCUAACGGCAUACAGACAAUCGAACUAUCGCUGACACCACACUAUCACGGCCAUGGACAUGCGACCUCAAUGCGACGCAGUAGCACCUCCGCGAUUAAGCACUCGCAUAAGUGUGAACUUCAACAGCAGCAGCAGCAACAGCAUUUGUACCAUCAUCAUCAGUCGUCCUGCAGCAACAAUCGUACGGUUUCACCCAAGAAGGUCUCAAUCGUGUCGCCCAACCCAUCGGACGAACAAUCCUCAUCCGGAUCGGCAUCAUCGCUCGGAUCGGAUCAUCCGGCCGCUGCUGCUCAUCCGCGUGACACAAGAAGCUAUUCCGUCGUCAGUCUACCGAAGGAACUCUGCAAUCAAUCGACGCAGUACGAUCUGGCAGAAGUUUCGCACCUGCUCGUUACCUCGACCGAUCCCGCACCGCGACCAACGAUGACCAGUAUCGCCACCAUGACCAGGAGACGCGAUCUACGUGAAGACUUCCGGUCCACACCUGCCAUUAGUGGUAGUACCCGCUCCUUGGUAACGGUCAAGGACUACACGCACCGUGACGGAACUGAGCUUCUGAUGCAGGGUAGCAGUGGUGCAGGUAUCUUACGACCCCCGUCGUUGCACCAGCUUCAUCAUCAUCCUCAUCAGCACCUGCAUCAUCUACAUCAGCCACAACAACCCCUGCAGCAGCAGCAGCAGCAACAACAACAGGAAUCCUCCAGCAACAGUAAAAAGCGUGUACAGAUACAGGAAAUUUCUGUGUAGAAGCGUAACCUUCCUUUUGCGGAAGUCACGGGGAGCAUACGACGGGCGGAGGGUGGAAUCAAUCACCCACUUUUAUGUUGUUUUGUACACGAACGUACUGAAUGGUGUGUUAUCGCUUUGUGUAUGACAAUGGUGAGUCACGUGCGUCAGGGCUAGGCGUAAACUGUACAUAUAACAAUAACUUACAAAUUUUUGUGCUGUAAGAACGAAUUGAAAAUUGGCUCCUUUCGCAGGAGCAAGGAACGCACAGUCACCACGCACAGCGGGACAUUAGCGAGUGCGUGACAGGUGCCAAAUUCGUCCACCACGUGACAAGUGUAGGGAACGAAUAGUGAAAUACGGGAAAAUAAAGUGAAAUACGACCGAUAUCGAAAGU